Messenger RNA from Mycena citricolor, 960 nucleotides. The record is from the annotation of a GenBank genome assembly. Lineage: Eukaryota; Fungi; Basidiomycota; Agaricomycetes; Agaricales; Mycenaceae.
CUGCUGUCCUGCAGUCCUACUGGCCACGGUGGUGUUCGGCUGUGGUGUGAAGUGGUGCUUAUGUCAUCAACAUCCAGACUAUAAAGGGUAAGUCCACCAUCUCUGCCUUCGUCAUUCUAACGAUGUCGCGUCCUAUGCCCCGUCUGUUUGUUAUCCGACAUGGAGAGACUGAAUGGAGUCUAUCGGGCAGACAUACUGGUCGGUCAGACAUACCCCUGACGGAGCGCGGCGAAGGGCAGAUCAAGGCGCAGGCGGACAUUCUCGUCGGUGAAGGCAAGGUCAUUGAUCCCAAGAACUUGUGCACCGUGUUUGUGUCGCCCCGCAUUCGCGCACACAAGACCUUCCACCUCUUGUUUGCGAACGUGGAGACGCCCCACCAUAUCUUGACCGAAGAAUGCCGGGAAUGGGAUUACGGUGAUUAUGAGGGAUUGUUGUCGUCGGAGAUCAAGGCCAAGAACCCCACCUGGUCUAUCUGGAAUGAUGGAUGUCCUGGUGGCGAAAGUGUAUUAGAGAUGCAGAAUCGGGUCGACGCAAUCAUCGUCAAGGUGCGAGAAUAUCAUCGCCAAUAUCUCGAAGAAGGCCUUCACACCCGAGACGUCUGCAUUGUGGCCCAUGGGUAUCCAUUUCCUCUUGCAGAUCGUCCCAUUCUCAUACAGCAAUGGUCCAUCAGGCAUUUCAGUCGAGUCCUGAUCUCUCGCUGGAUCAAUUUCGAUCUUUGCCUCGGUACUCACUUCAAUGUGGAGCCGGGAGGUGUUGCUUACCUCGGGUACAACCACCACUCUCUCAAAGAACCGGCAUUAAAUGCUCUCAAUCUCUAUGCCAAGAUUGACUGAUUGCGGUUGUUCCUCUUAUUCUGAUAGAGACGAGGGACAAAGAAGGGAAUUUAGAAUAUGUGGUUGUCUAACAUGUAAAGACUUUACCGAGUGUACAUCUGAAUCAGACUUGCUUUCUUCGAUUUAA